Molecule: messenger RNA, 715 nt
Organism: Macaca mulatta (Rhesus monkey)
Lineage: Eukaryota; Metazoa; Chordata; Mammalia; Primates; Cercopithecidae
Source: RefSeq, a predicted model, not a curated record
CCUGCAGGCGACACACCGAGGGCUCCGCGAGGGUCACCAAGGCUAGGAGUCCCAAGUCCUGCAGCGAGUUGCAGCGACCUGGCCGCAGCUCACCACUGAACUAGAGAUGCGCCUUUGCCAGGAGGCAGUAAAUGACCAGACGGUCGCGGGUCGCCAGGUCCGGAGCUGCGCACCAGAUUGCCAGGAGGCGGUGGGAGCCGGGAGGCGCCGGGGGUAAGACGGGGGCACCCUCUGUAUCGUAAAGGACCCAGAACCCGGCACCCUCAACAUCAUAAGGAACCCGACGGAUGCGGAAACCGAGACGGGCUGGAUGGGAAAGUCUUUCCAGGAAGGCUCCGGGGCCCUCAGCUGGUCUCCGACCUUCCCCUGUAACCUGUGACACCUGCCAUUUUCCCAUCUUCGGCGAAGGCAAAGCCACCCUUGCGUUUGCUCCAGACAAAACUUCCAGAGUUCCCUCUGACGCUGGAGUUUUAUCCUCAGAUCCGAGAUCCAACUGGUCACCCAUUCGUGAGUUCCCAUCGGCCAAUCGUGGCCUAGUGUCCCAGCGAGGAUGGGAGAGGCGUGUAAGGACGAAGUUGCCUCCUCUUGAGAACCAUUGCUGCGGGUUGCCGUGCUCUCUGAACUUGUGCAGAGUGAAGGCUCAGGGCUCCAUCCAGCUCGAGACACCCUCGCUCCCCAGCACAGUCGGACCUUAGGAUCGGAGGCUUUUAACAUC